CGCAGGCGCGGCACGUGGCGUCCCGACGGCGUCCCCGGCAUGCCCCGCGCGCGCUGACGUAGCGCAGCCUUGUCCCCGCCGCUGCGGCCGCCACUUUCGCCGCCGCAGUCGUCCCUGCCGCUGUCGCCGCCAUCGAAGUCGGCGCGUCCUCGGUGCGUCCGAGUCCCGGGCUCAGCGGCGCCCCGCGCGCUCUGCAGCCGCAGCCCGGCCGGCGCCCCGGGACUUGGCGGCAGGGCCCGGGGCCGCGCGAGCGCGGGUGACAAUCCCGACCUCGCGGGGAGGCCCGAGCCUACGGGCACCCCGGCCCGGCGCCGCGCUGUUCAUGAAGCAUGUCGGCCACCAGCGUGGACGCCCAGAGAACAAAAGGACAGGAUAACAAAGUACAAAAUGGUUCUCUGCAUCAGAAGGACACUGUUCAUGACCAUGACUUUGAGCCCUACCUUUCUGGACAGUCGAGUCAGAGCAACAGCUACCCCUCGAUGAGCGACCCCUACCUGUCCAGCUACUACCCGCCGUCCAUCGGAUUUCCUUAUUCCCUCAAUGAGGCCCCAUGGUCCACCGCAGGGGACCCUCCAAUUCCAUACCUCACCACCUAUGGACAGCUCAGUAACGGAGACCAUCAUUUUAUGCAUGAUGCUGUUUUUGGGCAGCCUGGGGGUCUGGGGAACAACAUCUAUCAGCACAGGUUUAAUUUUUUCCCUGAAAACCCUGCAUUUUCAGCAUGGGGCACAAGUGGGUCUCAAGGGCAACAGACGCAGAGCUCUGCAUAUGGGAGCAGCUACACCUACCCGCCGAGCUCCCUGGGCGGCACAGUGGUUGAUGGGCAGACAGGCUUUCACAGUGACACGCUCAGCAAGGCCCCCGGGAUGAACAGCCUGGAGCAGGGUGUGGUUGGCCUGAAGAUCGGGGAGUGUAGUGCCUCUGCAGUCAAGACUGUGGGCUCUGUUGUCAGCAGCGUGGCACUGACUGGUGUUCUUUCUGGCAACGGCGGGACAAAUGUGAGCAUGCCGGUUUCAAAGCCGACCUCAUGGGCGGCCAUUGCCAGUAAGCCUGCAAAACCACAGCCUAAAAUGAAAGCAAAAAGUGGGCCUGUAAUGGCGAGUGCUCUGCCUCCUCCGCCUAUAAAGCAUAACAUGGAUAUUGGCACCUGGGACAACAAGGGGCCUGUGCCCAAGGCCCCAACCCCCCAGCAGGUCCCAUCCCCACAGUCAGCCCCGCAGCCCCCACAGGUGGCUCAGCCGCUCCCAGCUCAGCCUACCCCUUUACCCCCACCACAGUAUACAUGUCCUCAGCAGCCCCCGCAAACCCGCUGGGUUGCCCCUCGCAACAGAAACGCAGCCUUUGGGCAGAGUGGAGGGGCCAGCAGUGAUAGUAACUCUUCUGGCAAUACCCAGCCCAACUCUGCCCCCAGUGUAGACUCCCACCCAGUCCUUGAAAAACUGAAAGCUGCCCAUAGCUACAACCCUAAAGAGUUUGACUGGAAUCUUAAGAGCGGGCGUGUGUUCAUCAUAAAGAGCUACUCGGAGGAUGAUGUCCACCGCUCCAUCAAGUAUUCCAUCUGGUGCAGCACAGAGCACGGCAACAAACGCUUGGACAGCGCCUUCCGCUCUGCGGGCAGCAAAGGGCCUGUCUACCUGCUCUUCAGUGUCAACGGGAGCGGGCACUUCUGCGGGGUGGCUGAGAUGAAGUCCCCCGUGGACUAUGGCACCAGUGCUGGGGUCUGGUCUCAGGACAAGUGGAAGGGGAAGUUUGACGUGAAGUGGAUUUUUGUCAAGGAUGUGCCCAACAGCCAGCUCCGGCAUAUCCGGCUGGAGAACAACGACAACAAACCGGUCACAAACUCCCGAGACACACAGGAGGUGCCCUUGGACAAAGCAAAGCAAGUGCUGAAGAUCAUCGCCUCCUAUAAGCACACGACCUCCAUCUUUGACGACUUUUCUCACUAUGAGAAGCGCCAGGAGGAGGAGGAGGUGGUUCGCAAGGAACGGCAGAAUCGAAGCAAACAGUAAGAACAAACCAGUUUCUUGUAUGUUCUAACGUCCGACUUUGAAAAGCAGUUUUAAAGACGUGUGCUUGGUCAGCUCCAGUGUGUGGUCCUGUGCAGGGCUAGAUGCUGUCUUCAUCAUCUUUGUAGCUUAUUUUUGCCCAGAUGGAUAUGCGUUCAUUUGUAUUUUUUCUAUGUAUUAUAAUAUUGUAGAACUCACUAAUAAAGGAGUAUUUUUUUGUCAGCUUA
This is a messenger RNA of Otolemur garnettii (small-eared galago), 2233 nucleotides long. RefSeq names its product YTH N6-methyladenosine RNA binding protein 1 (gene YTHDF1). Gene Ontology annotation, molecular function: mRNA binding; N6-methyladenosine-containing RNA reader activity. Gene Ontology annotation, cellular component: cytoplasm. The record is from RefSeq and is a predicted model, not a curated record. NCBI's taxonomy places the organism in Eukaryota, Metazoa, Chordata, Mammalia, Primates, Galagidae. The coding region runs from base 330 to 2009 and encodes 559 amino acids. The transcript is spliced from 5 exons. Gene Ontology annotation, biological process: mRNA destabilization.